UUUACUGUGAGGCAUACUAAAGCGAGUGAUAGUUAACAGCUCAAGGAAACUGCGGUCAGAAACUACUGACGUCCGAUUUUGACUUCGCCUUUGAUAUCAGGCACAUUCACUGACUGCUAGAAUUUACGGUUCUUUAAACCGCUAGCAGUUACCUCGAUUUACAAAUGUAAUAUCUGGAUUUGUAAAAUGGCUCUUUAAGACAAUACUCAUUCAAACAUGAGUGUUAGCUAAAUUAACGUAUUAACGGCCGUAAUUUGAAGCAAGCUCUGACCGUGCCACCCAUGAUAGCAUUGAGUGACUUGUGUAACGGACGGCAGGCGGUAUGGCGCAUCACCUGGGAAGGGGACAGUUUACAGAGGAGACCAACUUUGAGCGCUUCAGGGAGUCAAGAGCACCGUCCUCGUACGGUACCAGAGAUGACCUCAUGCUGUGUGCCGGUGACACGGGUGGGGUCUGGGGCGAGGGCGCUGAGAGGAGGGUCCGUAUUAGCCAGAACCACAGGGAUCACGAGCACGAGACCAGCUGCGACGACUCUGUGUUGGAGGAAAAGUCUCCCCUUGUGAAGACGCCGGCAGCAGAGUCGGCCGCUUGUUCUGCCACCCUGCAGCUCAUGGCGCUCAGGGACGUGCUAGAGGAGUGUUUCCAUGAAAAUACCAGUGAGCCGAGGUUGUCGAGACAGAGAAGCUCAUUACUGCAGAAACUUGAUGUGUUCAAGCAAAUAAACACGUCUGUCCGUCAGCAGAUAAAAAAGCUCCUGGAUAAGGAGGCAUGCCUCACUGAGAUGGUCAAACAGGUAAAGGAUUUGCAGGAGAAGAUGAUGCAGACCGAACGUGAAAAUCAGGAAUUAAAGUUGAACAUAAGUGAAAAAGAGAAGAAGGUUGAGGAGCUGAGGGGUCUACAGGGGCCGCCAGUGGAGACAUCAGAGUCUGUAGUUCAACGGUCGCGCUCGCUCGGGUUCACGCAGGCCCGUUUACAAGGUCAGCUCCGCAACAGAGAGGCAGAGAACCACCGCCUGCUCAGCCAGCUGAAGGACCUGGAGCGGUAUUUUGCCCAGCAGAAGCUGGAGGUGCAGGCGUUGAGGGCUGAGGUGGCAUCGGUAUCAGUGACUGCGUCCGAGGAGAAGGAGGCUCUGAAGAAGGCCAUACGUGCCCACAAACACAGAGCUGACAAGUUCGAGGCUGCCGUGGAGAAAUGUUGCAAUGAGCUGAGAGACAAGGGUGUUAAGCUGGCGGACGCUCGUACUGAGAGGGCUCGAUGGCUGUGUCGGCAAGAGGAAGCAACGGAGGAGAGACUGGGACUGGAUGCCCAGAUAACUCUGCUCAAAGAUGAAGUAUCAGCUCUCCAGGCGGAGCUGCAGAGAGAGCGAGACUCUGUGCAUGCAGCCAGUGACAUUCUGCUCGCCAAGAUCGAGAAGCUCAACAGUGAGAAGGCAGAGCUCAACCUACACAACUCCACCCUCACGGCCACCAUAGUGGAACUGGAGGAGAAACUAAAGGAGUCAGAGGCAACACUACAGGAUCAAACGGCUCUCGCAGAGAAGAGUAAACAGGAGAUGGAGGCAUACCAGUGUCAGCUAGCAGAGCUGCACGUGCGGGUUACAGAGCUGAAAAUCACACUGGAGAGUCUUCAUCAGGAGACGAAGGAACACAGGAAGGACAGGGCUGAUGAGGUUGCCCAGAUGGAGGGGCAGGGUGAGAAGCUGAAGUCGUCUCUGCAGAUGAAGGACUCGAUCCUGGAGGCCAACACACAGCUGCAGCAGGAGGUGGCAUCCCUGCAGAAUAAACUGGAGGAGGUUGAAUGUGAGAACCAGAAGCUGAUCCACAGACUGGCCAGCCAGGAGGGGGCGCAACAGUACAGCAGCAGGCAGCUGGAGGAGCGCUCAGUCGAGUGCCAAGCUCUCCGCUGGCAGCUAGAGGGCGCUCUCACGGACGUCGCACAGCAGGUGGGUAACGUGAAGGAGAAGGCUUGCUCAAGAGAGAACGCUGUCUUGGCCAGGGUUCAGGAGCUGGAGGCUGAGAAUUGCAGACAGGAAAAUGAGCUCAGACAGCUCCAACACAGCAAACUAUCUAGUGAGAAGCAAUUUGAGAUGCGUCUGAGGGACCUGCAGCUGAGUCUGGACCAAUCAGAAAGCCACAAACGCAGCAUUCAGAACUAUUUGGACUUCCUUAAGAACUCCUACACAACCAUGUUUGAGGAGGUUCUGCCACCUUACAGUUCUUCAUACCUCCUGAAAUGAGUGGCCAAGUUUUAUUUGGGGUGGGAGUGUAUUUGUGUGUUGUUCCUUUUAACUAAAAACUAUGACUGUGGUGCUAUUGAAACCUAACUUAAACAAUGAUUAUGCAAUAUUACAUGAGAGGGUGUGCUAAUAUAUUGAGUAUUAGCACAGCUAUGAUUGGGUUUUAGGCAAAAGGCCACAGAUGAAUAUAUUUUUCUGUAUUAUUCCAUUUAUUUUGCAGCCAGUGACAUGACUGAUGGCAGCAUGUGUGAGUCCGAUAAUUUAACGUGAAAGUUUAAUUUUCUAAGAUAAUGAUUUUUAAUGUAAUUAAAAUGUUUUAUUUAUAAGA
This is a messenger RNA of Electrophorus electricus (electric eel), 2564 nucleotides long. Its product is annotated as protein BCAP-like. The record is from RefSeq and is a predicted model, not a curated record. Lineage: Eukaryota; Metazoa; Chordata; Actinopteri; Gymnotiformes; Gymnotidae. Gene Ontology annotation, cellular component: ciliary basal body; centrosome. Gene Ontology annotation, biological process: negative regulation of cilium assembly.